Molecule: messenger RNA, 1449 nt
Organism: Centruroides sculpturatus (bark scorpion)
Lineage: Eukaryota; Metazoa; Arthropoda; Arachnida; Scorpiones; Buthidae
Exons: 2
Coding region: 26-784 (252 amino acids)
Source: RefSeq, a predicted model, not a curated record
UUGGAAAACUGUAAGUAGCCGAAAAAUGACUGAUUUGAAGAAGUGGAUAUUUGCAAAUAGAUUAUCCUUGAAUUUAAUUAUAUGUUUACUAAUAAUUGCCGGGAUUGAAUCCAAUCCAGAAUCUUUACCUCGAUCUCCGCAACAAAUGAGCAAAGAGGGUAUGCAAAAAAGAGGGUGUGGCAGACCACGCAAGGAUAAUUCGAAAGAAAUGGAAAAAGAAAAACAAUUGGACGAUUUAAUGAGCGAAGAUUAUUAUCAAUUUGAGGAGGAUUAUUGUAAAAGCAGUCUUCCGGCUACGAGAACUACGAAAAUACACGAAUAUUUCGAAACAUUAAGAGAUACAGAACCACAGUUUAAUAUAGAAUUGCAAGGAAUUAAGACGGAAGUUAAUUCACUGAAAGAGGAAAACAAAUAUUUUCAAGGGGAAUUGACAAAAUUGUUCCAAAAAAUAGAAGAAAUGGAAGAAAUAUCCAAGAAUAACAGCCAAAUAAAAGGUAUGUUGAAAUUUGAAAUAAACAAAUUGGUAAACGAGAGAAAUAGCAAAAAUAUCAUAAUUAAAAACUUCCCGUUUAAUUCGAUAGACUGUGUAAAGGAAAUUAACCAGUUCAUAAAAGAGGAUUUGGGAAUAACAAACAGAUCUAUAGAAAGCUUAAUUAGACUAACCAAAAAUGAAAUAAAACCUAUCAUGAAAAUUUCAUUAUAUUCCUUAUACGUCAGAAAUUCGGUUCUUAAAAAAUUCUGGAAAAUGAAAGUUAACUUCAAUAACGAGGAGAGGAAAAAAUAAUAUUUACCGCAGACUUACAUAAGAGAUCAAGAUUGAGGAGGAAAACAUUACAAGCAAUAAUCAAAUAAAAAAAAAUUCAAUGAAAAUAGAAUAAUAACAAGGGAAGACUAUUAUAUAAAGGAUAAAAAAUAUACACAUAUGAUGCUAAGUUUGAUAAAGUGGUUUUUUUAGGAAGGAAAUCACUAACACUUCAGAAUUAAUGGUUUGAAAGAAGCAAUAGACAAACGAAAUAUUAAAACAAAAAGAACAGACAAUUUACAAUCAGACAAUAACAAAAUAGCAAUUUAACAGACAGAUAAACAGACAGAAAUAGCAAUUUAAUCGAAACUUUCCUUCCAAAAAUAAUAUACCGCAAUGACAGCAUUAAAUUAUUUAUAGGAUUUUAGAAUAUCCGAGGACUACAAGAAAAACUCUAUAGAGAUUCUUUAAAGAAUAUAUGAACAUUCAUUCAAUUAUUGGCUUUACAGAGACAUGGAUAACCAAAAUGAAAGAGGAAGAUAAGAAUAUAUAGAAUAAGAAUGCGCAGUGUUAUUUAGCAAGGUACAGUACAAAGAGUUAGAAGAUUCAGCCGACCAUCUGGAGGCCUUUUCUUGCUAAUCAAAAAACAAAUUGGAGAGUUGCUACAAUAAUAUAUAACUGAACAUUUUAUAUUUACUAUAAUAAAU